Messenger RNA from Cuscuta epithymum, 568 nucleotides. The record is from the annotation of a GenBank genome assembly. Lineage: Eukaryota; Viridiplantae; Streptophyta; Magnoliopsida; Solanales; Convolvulaceae.
ACACCACCAAGCUUCCCUUCCCUUGGAGCACAUGCAGUCCCGUGAUUACGAAAUGGAUAGACAGCCCACUUACAAUGAUCCCGAUAUAUAAGAGGUUAAUUGCAUCUCGUCUUCAAAUUCUCAUUUUUAGUGGUGAUGUGGACGCAGUUGUGCCUGUUACAGCUACUAGAUAUUCUCUAGAUGCUAUGAACUUGAGAGUUUUGAAGACCUGGCAUCCAUGGCACUAUGGCUCCAAGUCCACACAAGUGACCGCCGGAUACAAAGUGGUUUAUGAAGGUCUAACUUUUGCCACGGUGAAAGGGUCUGGCCACGAAGUUCCGAAGAAUAAACCGCAGAGUGCGUUUGCUCUGCUCAACACCUUCAUCGCCAAUCACAAACAUUAGAUUCAAUUCCCCAUCGUUUGCUUACUGGAUCCAUGUCUUAAUAUAUUGUUUUCAUCACCUAAUUUAUGACGGAUUUUACAAUAAUUUUGUUUCCACUCGCAUUAUAUUUGCAUUUCCUUUUCAUGUUGAAUAUUUGUUUAUCUCCUUUGGCAUGGAUAUAGGAGAAAACACUUUUGGCUCUUUGC